This is a messenger RNA of Paramecium primaurelia, 1109 nucleotides long. The record is from the annotation of a GenBank genome assembly. Lineage: Eukaryota; Ciliophora; Oligohymenophorea; Peniculida; Parameciidae.
AUGGAUCAAGAAAUCCCUUAAAAUUAAUAAUAACAUAGAUGGAACUUUAAUCUCUUAAAAGUAGAAGAGGAUACCUUGAUAGCUAAUUAAGAUCAUUACUUCUUUGAUAUGAACUUUAUGAUUUUACCAGAUAUUUUGGAUAAAAUCACAAUUGAAUUGAAUAUAAAUCCUGAAGUGAUAUCACCUUAAGAAUAUUAACAGGAAAGAAAGAAAUUAUUAUUUACAAUGUUAAAAUAUGAUAUUGGUUUAGAUAUUUUAAUCAAAUUACUAUAUAGGCGGGAUUAAUCACCAUUAAAUGGUUAUUUUUACUUGAAAACACUUGAAGAUGUGGCUCAUAUAAUAUAUGAGAUGCAGAAUGAAUUACUUGAUUUAGCAAUAGAAUAAAAUCAAUUUUAGAAAUAGAUAUCAAAUCGUAUUGUGAAACUCUUUAACUCAAUUUUAAGUAUAAAAUUUAUUUAAAAAAAAUAGAUAGAAAAAAAAAGGAAAUCAAUAAAUUACCUCCUUCUAAUAUUGCAUAAAGAGAUUUUGAGAAUUUAUAAUAGAAAUUUAGUAAAAUAAAUGAUAUAAAUUGUGUAUUGAGAAACUUUGAAUUUUAUAUAUAGAAUUGGAAAUAUAUUUUUGAAUAUUUGAAUGAAGAUAAAAAUAAACUAUUAAGAAAGGUUAUUCUUUGUAAGACAGAAAUAUAAUAGAUGUUAUAAGAAGAAUCAUAAAAAUAAUUAUUAAAAAUGAUGUCAGAAUUAACAAUUUAUCAAUAAGAAUUAAUAAUAACAUACAUUUAAUAUACUUAAGAAAUUUAAGAAAUAGAUAUUGUAAGAGGGAAAUAUGUUUAGCUUUAUUAAGCAAUAUUAUUAAUGGAUAAAGAUCCAAUAUAAUAAUUUCCUAAUAUUGUUAAACUAAUGAUGUUAUAUUAUUUUGAGAUUGAGAAUUGGAAAUUAUUAGUAAUUGAAGAAUUAAUGGAAUUACAUUAAGAAUAAAAUGCUUAUGAAUUAUUAUUAGCAAGUAAGAUUGAUUGGAAUUGUCUAAGCAAUAGUGACAUUAUUAUUAAAUUAUUGAUAGCAUCUAAAANAUUUACUUCAUUAACAGGUUUAGAUUUUAUUUCCAUUUUUUGA